CACCUUCAGCCGGACCCGAUCAGUGUUCGUUCUUUUUUCGCGCAUCUUCAACUCUCUCCGAGACACCUCUCCACCCCCACCUCGUCAAAACCAAUCCCCAUCACAACAACCACCGCCGUCACCGACCGCCCAAUAUGUCUCUGACAUCGUUCAUUGCCGACCUCUACUCUUCGCUCACCGUUGGUGAGGUCCACGCCGACGCACCUCCGGCCGCGCCCGAGUCCGAGCAGGAGGAGGAGCCCGCUAAGCAGGAGGAGCCGGAAGAGGAGGAGACUAAGGAGGAGCCCGUGGAGGAGGAGGAAGAAGAAGAGGAGCCUGAGGACAUCAUGCCCGCUCUCCUGGAGGAGUGCGAGAAGACCAAGGAAUGUUCUCCAGCUAAGCACCACUACGACGAGUGUGUCGAGCGUGUCACUGCCGCCGCCGAGGACGCCGACAACAAGGGCCCCAAAGAGGACUGUGUUGAGGAGUUCUUCCACCUCAUGCACUGCACCACCCAAUGCGCUGCCCCAAAGUUGUUCGCUAAGCUCAAGUAAACGCUGGCAACAUCAUUAUACCAAUACACCUUUUCAAUGGGUAUAAAACUCAAAUAAAUGAUGGCUCAGGGCUGGUUAAUGGUGGACCGGGGCUUGAAGGCUGUUACGAGAGCGAGAGUUUUGUGUGGGUUCGGGUUCAAUAGAAAAAAUGAUGAGUUUGAACGAAUCUAAGGGGAGUACUUUUGUACAAGAUAUCUAUAAAUCUGUAUUUUUGAUAGCCAUGCAAUUCCCCUUCCUCUUUCACUAUGUUCCCUUUACAGAUAUAGCACCGAUACCGAAGACUUGCUC
Tricharina praecox is the source of this 821-nucleotide messenger RNA. Its product is annotated as ubiquinol-cytochrome c reductase complex 17 kd protein. The record is from RefSeq and is a predicted model, not a curated record. Lineage: Eukaryota; Fungi; Ascomycota; Pezizomycetes; Pezizales; Pyronemataceae. The coding region runs from base 135 to 533 and encodes 132 amino acids. Gene Ontology annotation, biological process: mitochondrial electron transport, ubiquinol to cytochrome c. The transcript has 3 exons.